Messenger RNA from Vidua macroura (Pin-tailed whydah), 2028 nucleotides. Its product is annotated as Krueppel-like factor 15. Gene Ontology annotation, biological process: regulation of transcription by RNA polymerase II. The record is from RefSeq and is a predicted model, not a curated record. Gene Ontology annotation, molecular function: RNA polymerase II cis-regulatory region sequence-specific DNA binding; DNA-binding transcription factor activity, RNA polymerase II-specific. NCBI's taxonomy places the organism in Eukaryota, Metazoa, Chordata, Aves, Passeriformes, Viduidae.
UCCACCUGGAUUUAAAAUCCCCACUCUGGAUCCCCCUGAAUUCAAAACCUGCUGCACACCUGGAUCCACGUGGGUUCAAAACCCCUGCACACCUGGAUCCCUGUGGAUUUAAAAUCCCCACCCUGGAUCCACCUGGAUUUAAAUCUCGCUGCACACCCGAAUCCACCUGAAUUCAGGACCCCCCACAUACCUGGAUCCACCUGGAUUUAAAAUCCCUAGACUGGAUCCAUCUAGAUUUAAAUUCUGCCGCACACCUGGAUGCACGUGUGCUCAAAACCCGCACAUACCUGGAUCCCUGUGGAUUUAAAAUCCCCACCCUGGAUGCACGUGGGUUCAAAGCCCCCCGCACAGCUGCAUCCCCCCGGAUUCCAGCGGCACCCGUGACCUGCAGGGACUCGCCUCCUUUUCCCGAAGCGCUGGAGAGCCCUGGAGCGCUUCCAGAGCAAAGGAGCAGCGAGGGGAAGCGGCGCCGGGGUCGCGGCAUCUCCUCCGGGAGCUGCUCCAGCGGCCGCGCGGGGACCGAGCCGGGACAUCCCGGGGCCCCUCCCGGUCGGUGCUCCCGUGCCAAUGGGAUCGGCGGCCGCGGCCGAGCCCUCGGCGGGGCGGGGCGGGCCCGGAGCCGCCCCCGGCGGAGCCGCGGGAGCCGCGGGCAGCGGAGCGGGAUGAGCGAAGACUUCCCCAGCUGAGCUCUCCCAGCGGCUCCUGAGCCAAGAGCUGCGUGUGGGGAGGCACCAAAUGGUCUCUGUGAGCUGCCAGGACCUGCUGCCCGCCCUGCCCAGCCCUUCCCUGCUCGAGAGCCUGGCCAGCGCCCUGCAGUGCAGGAUGCCACCGUCCCUUCUGCCAGGACACGGCGGUGACAGGACAUGCGGCCACGCAGAGGGCUCCGGGCACGUCCUGGCGGGCAGCACCGGCCACGCCGAGGGUGUCCCGCUGCCCAGCGCCAAGGGGGAGCCCCCCAAAGCCCAGCUCAGCGAGGCUCAGCUCAGGCUGCCCGACUUCUGCCUCUCCCAGGACUUCAUCCCCACGCUGGAGGAGAUCGAGGAGUUCCUCAGGGAGAAGGCAGAGCUCCCCAGGGAUGAGGCAGGAGAUCCUCACCCCGCGGGGUGGAAGGUGGAGAGCAAAGCCGAGCUCGGCUCUGGGGCACGGCCCAUCCCCAGGGCGCACGGAGGAGGAGGAGGAGGAGGAGGAGGAGGAGGAGGAGGAGGAGGACACGUCCCAGACGCUGCGGGGACAGCUGCUGGUGACCAGGCGCUGGCUGCUGGCAGCAUUCCCGUUGUCCUGCAGCUCCAGCCUCUCCCCAUGGGACAGCGCCAGCCCUCCGGCACAGCCGGGGGUGUCAGGGUGGCCCAGCUGCUGAUCAGCCUGCAGAGCCCAAACCUGCCCCUCCUCCCUCAGCUCCAGCCCCCUGGCACCAUCCUGGACCAAAAAUACGUCCGAAUUGCCCCGCUGCCGGUGGCCACGGGCCCCGGGGACGCCGAGGCAGCCCCCAGGUGCCAGCAGGGCCCCCCCUCCCUGCUCCGCACGCACCGCUGCUCCCACCCGGGCUGCGGGAAGGUUUAUUCCAAGAGCUCCCACCUGAAGGCUCAUUUCCGCCGCCACACGGGGGAGAAACCCUACACCUGUGCCUGGCCCAACUGCGGGCUGGAGGCGCCUGCCCCUUCCUCCCGCAGGUUCUCCCGCUCGGAUGAGCUCUCCCGCCACAAGCGCUCCCACUCCGGGGUCAAGCCCUACCAGUGCACAGCCUGUGAGAAGAAGUUUGCCCCGCAGACCCACUUGGCCAAGCACCUGAAGAUCCACCGGGGCCAGCCCUGCAGCCCACGGACGCUUCCAGGGGGGAGCGGGAGUUAAUUCCUGCUGCUCAUCCCUGCCAGCCCGGCCAGAGCCAGGGAAACAGAGCAGAAACCGCUGCUGAGGAGGGGGAAAUGACUCCCGGACAGACAGAAGGCUUUGUUGUCCCUCUUUUCAAGGGUGGUGAUAUUCCCAAGGUGUUUCUGGCCCUGCUCUUUGAAAUACACGUGAUGGAAAUCA